UGCUAUCUACAGUGUUUUGCCGAUGAUGGUGUUUUGUAAUGUAGUUUAUUCUUAAAACACUUUUUUUUUAAAUUCUGUUUCGCUUUCUUUUCUUUUACUGUACUAUCGGAGAUUUUAAAUCUGCCGUACUAUUGCUUACUAUUUGAGGUUUCUUGAAAUUAUACAUUCUUUGUUUGCUAAGCUGUACAGUUGUUUGGUGUAUUGAAUUUGGUAUCGGAUUUCAUUAGGUUUGAAAAUGUUAAUUUUUUUCCAUUCAUUCCCCACAUGAUAGCUUCUAGCUUGUUGAUACAAAAGUAAUUUGACACAUAAUAUUUAAUAAAUGGAGUUGAAAAUUAUGGUAUAUAAAUAAAUAUAUUGCGUAGUGUGUACCAUAUAUGAUUAUUUGAGAUUACAUUUAUAUUCUCCAGAGAAACAUUUUAUUUUAAUCAGUUCUUUUCAAAGGUAACCAUUUGUGAAUAAUUGCUUAUAAUAUGUUAAAUAACAUUUAAUUUGUAAAAAACAAAUAUGUUAUUAAAAUUGUUAGCUACAGUUAUUCUUAUUAGGAAUGGAACUGGAUGCAUGGUGUACAAGAGUGCACCACUGUCAAAUAAAAUAUGAUAAAACUAAUGCCAAUUCAAAAUUAAUUUCUGUCUAAUUUUACGUUAUGGUACAUAAUGUAGUGCUUUUUGCAUAGUGCAAUAGAUCCAUUUCUUUAAAUUAUUAUGUAAUUUUUAAUUUAUGCAAAUCAUUUUUAAAAAAUUGCUUUCUGUACCGUAGCUAUCGUUUGGGAAAAAUGAUGGAAAUUAAUUUGAAUCGUGUUGAUUACAUGCAGGUAGGUGUCACCUCACCUAAAACAACAAAAUUAUUACCGAAUCCGGAAGAAAAGGCAUGUCAAAGGAUGUGGUAAUCUCAUGUAGAAUAGUAAUCUACAUGAGAUAGUAGCCAUGAGAGGUUAAUACAGUCAAAAGUCGUUAAUCCGGACUCGUUGGGACUUCGGCGAUUCCAGAUUGAUUUUUCCGGAUUAUAGAUCAUCAGUUUAAAUCUGGUUGCUGUAGCUGAUCAUUAUGGAGUUGUUCAGUGUUUUGGAACAAAAAAAGGAGAUAUUCAAACAUUUUUUAAAACAUUACCUGGUCCCAAAGUGCUAAGAUUAGAACUAGGUGGGGCGAUAGGCACAAUGAAAGACAAAAUAUUUGUGUCUUCUGGCGGUGAAGUCAGAGGAUACACAAGGAAAGGAAAACAGUUUUUACGAUUUGAUACAAAUAUGACUGAAGCUAUCAGAUCUAUGCAUAUUAGUGGAAAUGACCUAUUUGUUUGUGGAAAUUUCAUUUUCAAUCAUUAUUAUGAGUGUCAAGAUCAAAAUUAUUAUAUGUCUACUGAUCAUAUAAAUGAUAUCAUUUGCUUGGAUAUGGAUAAAGUUGGAACCAUUGUUCCUAUUCUGGCAUGCCAAGACCGAGUUCUACGUGUUAUUAAAGAGUCCAGUUGCUUGUAUGAAGUAGAGGUAUCAGGUCCUCCUUCUACAUUAGCUCUAUACCAAAAUAAUGGAGGUGAAAAUGGUGAAGAAUUAUUAUAUGGAACUAACGAUGGCAAAAUUGGGCUUGUUUCAAUUGGAAGGGCCGCUUCUAGCCAUAAAUGGGAAAUUCCUAACAACAAGAAGAAUGGAGGUAUACUGUGCCUUGAUAAUUAUGACAUAACUGAUGAUGGAGUUAAAGAUUUGAUAGUUGGUCGGAGUGAUGGCCUAAUUGAAGUCUUUGGAUAUGAUGAAGCUGAAAAUCCUCUGCCUAGAUUUACAUAUAACUGUGGAGAAAGUGUUACAUCAGUUCAGGGAGGUAUUGUUGGUACUGCGGGAUAUGAUGAACUUCUAAUUACUACAUACACUGGAUGGCUAUUUGGACUUUCUUCUGAACCAGCUGACAAGCGUCUUGAUCCAAAUUAUUUGCUCAUUUCUGAAGAUGCUGCCCAGAAAAUCUAUAAACUCAGGGAGGAGGUUGAAGAGCUGCAGCACCAGGUUCAGAAAGAAAGAGAAAAUUAUCAGUUAGCAGCACAGUCUGACAUUGGAGGUGUGUCAGCAGUUCCCUACUUUAGUAUUAAUGAUAUGUUUCAACUUAAUCAUGAAGAUGCAUCUUACCUGUUGACUUUAGAAGUGCAAACUGCUAUAGAUAAUGUUCUUAUACAAAGUGAUGUUCCUGUUGACCUUCUAGAUAGUGAACGAAAUUCAGCUGUUGUUAGUUACAGCUCCUGUGAUCCAGAGAAUGAUGGCAAUUUUCUGUUAGCUACCUAUAGAUGCCAAGCCAAUACUACUCGUCUGGAAGUCAAAAUUCGAUCAAUUGAAGGACAGUAUGGUACGCUUCAAGCAUACAUAACGCCAAGGCUACAGCCUAAAUGUUGCCAGAUUAGGAAAUAUCAAAUUAAACCAUUAUCAUUGCAUUGUAGAACUCAUACUUUUGAUGAAAACAAGCCAUUAAAUACUCUUAUACUAAGAGGAGCUUUCACACUUGCUGAGAUCCAUUCAUGGAUUGUCUUCUGUAUGCCCGAGGUUCCCGAACGCAUGCCGCCCGGGGAAUGUGCUACAUUUUAUUUCAAAUCUACUUUCUUAGAUACAGUUUUAUACUGUUAUUAUAAAAAAGGUGAAUCUACAUUUAAAUCUGAUAACAUAUCAACUAUAUCCAUUUUAAAAGACGUUUUGACUCGUGAAGCUACAAGAAAAAAAAUUUCUCUUGAUAUUUCUUUUGAUAUAAAUGAAGAGAGUGUGCCUCACAUGUUGAGAUUUAUUCACCCAAAGCUUGAAUAUCAAUUACUUUUAGCCAAAAAAGUGCAAGUUAUUGAUGCUUUAAAGGACUUAAAAGUACAUGAAAGUGACUUAAGUUUCUUAGCUCCAGAAUAUCAGGAAAUAUUAGAUUAUGCAGACCAGUUGCAACUGGAAUAUAAAAGACAGCCUUGUCAUCUUGAGAGACUUUUUGGUAUGAUUACUGAUCUGUAUAUAGAUGUCUAUAAAUUCAAAGGCAUUAAUGUGAAAUCCAAAGUGCCUUCUCUUCUUCAGAUAUUGAACAGCUAUGACCUUGAGACUUUAAUUGCAUUUUUCCAAGUGAAAAGAUAGCUAAUACAUGCUCUAUUUUAUUUAUCAUGCCACUGAAGAUUUGCUAUUUUAAACGUCACACAUGCAUACAUAUAUAUAUGUUAUUAAUAAAGAAUUAUUAAUAGAC
Stegodyphus dumicola is the source of this 3179-nucleotide messenger RNA. RefSeq names its product BBSome complex member BBS7-like. NCBI's taxonomy places the organism in Eukaryota, Metazoa, Arthropoda, Arachnida, Araneae, Eresidae. The record is from RefSeq and is a predicted model, not a curated record. Gene Ontology annotation, biological process: intracellular protein localization; non-motile cilium assembly; intracellular transport. Gene Ontology annotation, cellular component: BBSome; membrane; neuron projection. Gene Ontology annotation, molecular function: protein binding.